GACUCUUGCAUAUAGUCUUAGAGCUACACGCCUAUACUGUAGGGAUGAUUUUCGAGAACUAAACAUGCAACUUACUGAUAUCGAAAUUGGAAGAGCGACUUUGAUUACAAAGGUUUAAAAUUUCCAAAUUUAAUAAAUGUUUGAGGAAAAUUAAAUAUGUCAAAGUGAAUACCUGCUUUAAUAACUUUUUACUUUUGUUGUAAAAUUAAUUUGCUUGCUUCAAAAAGCAAAUAUAAGCGCAAAACAAUAUUAACUCAAGGAGAAAAUUUCAUUAACUUACACCAACAUGAUCCGCUUCUUUGGCUCAUAAAUUAGUUGCAGCUGGGGAAUAUUCAUAUCAACCAUUUUAACUAUACAAAAAUAAUGUAUAUUGAUAUAGUAUAGUCUCGGUUAUCAAGGUAGUAGAGAGUGGCGUUUAUCACUUGUUAGUGUAACAAGACGUGUCAUGACUCGCAGAGUCUGUACUAAAAUAAUUUUUCUGUUCCUGUGUUUGUGUGUUGUGACAUACGUCUUUAUUAGCCGUAAGAUAUCAUCACCUCGUCAGAAUACGAGAUGGAGUGAAAUAAGCCCGAAUUUCCUCAAAAAUAGUAAGCCGUUUUAUGCCGUUGUGAAUUGGAUCGUCAAACAAACAACCUCUGUUAAUACCUUGGAAACAACUAAGCCUUCAAAUACUUGGUUCCUAAAAACACCGAGGACACUCUCCAAGGAACCCCCAGAAAACGUGAUCGCAGGAGAAAGAAACUCAGAAGUUGUAAGGAAUGAAACGACCAGAAGACGAAGCCUCAAAGCGUUAUAUGGUGAGGGAUGCAAGAAUAACAAAGUACAGAAGGAUUUCCCAACAUUGAUGAGAUACUGGAGCAUUAUCACUACCAGGAGGAAGAUUAAAAAUUAUUUCAUAUGUUUUGGUUCGUUGCUUGGGUCAUGGUUACAUGGUCAGGCCAUACCAUACGAUCACGACCUAGAUAUCUGCAUCUUUAGAAAAGAUUUGCCAAAGUUAGACCCCGAGGAAGCACAAAGACCAUUCAACUACAGUGAUGGCGAUCCCCACCUAAUAAUCCAGAGAUCCACACGCCCGAGUGUUAUUGGGCAGAGAUCUGUUCUUAGAUGUUUUUGUGCUUGCUGAGAAAAGCUUUACUUUGUUUGAUGAGUAUGAACGUAUUACAUACACCCGUGACG
This is a messenger RNA of Dendronephthya gigantea, 1176 nucleotides long. RefSeq lists its product as uncharacterized. The record is from RefSeq and is a predicted model, not a curated record. The transcript is spliced from 3 exons. Bases 446 to 1123 code for a protein of 225 amino acids. Lineage: Eukaryota; Metazoa; Cnidaria; Anthozoa; Malacalcyonacea; Nephtheidae.